AUGUCGGAUAACCAACAAUGGAAUGAUAUAUCAUCGUUUGAUUUUGAUGAUUUAUUUUCAUUAAUUGAUGAUUUUAAUUCUCAAAAUGAAUUCGAUCAAUAUAUAAUAUUACAUGAUGAUAUUAUCGAAGAAAUGAUGUUGUCAUCAUCUGAAACUAAUCAAUCUCAACUACAAAUAUUAUCAGAGAAUAAUUCAACACAAGAGUUUCAACUACCGAGUCUAAAAUGUUGUGUUUGUGGUGAUUUAGCUCGCGGCUAUAAUUUUAGUCAAAUCACUUGUGCACCAUGUAAAGCAUUUUUUCGUCGAAAUGCAUUACAAGAUAUGUCUCAGCUAAGAUGUCAGCUUUCUGGCAACUGUAUUAUUAAUAUUAAUACACGUCGUCAAUGUGCAUAUUGUCGAUUAAAAAAGUGUUUUGAUAUUAAAAUGUGUAAAGAAUUGAUUCUUACGGAAGAAGAAAAAAAAGCACGACAUUUCUUAAAAUUAGCAAAAGAACAAUUGAAUAUGAUUGACCCAUCAAAUAAUCAACAAUCUCUUAUCACUCUUCCAACAGUUGUACGAAAGAAAAAACGUUUAAUGAUAAAAUCAACAAGCCAAGAAGUUAUUACAUAUCCAAUUUAUAAAAUGCAUUAUUUUGGUUAUAAUCAUAUUCUAUAUGAUGAUGAUCGAACAUUAUUAAAUAAUAUAAAUAAUGUUUAUCAAUCAAUAGUGGAUAAAAAUGAUUAUUCUUAUAUUAAUAAAUAUACAUCAUCGACAACUCUUUCGCAACAAUUAGAUAUGAAUGAUCAAAUUCUGUUAAUCAAAUCUAAUUUUAUUAAUAUUAUACAUUUACAUCAUGUGAUAGUAUAUAACUUUCAAGAUUGUUCAAAUCUUGAUAAACGUAUAUCUAAAUGGAUCAGUAAAGAUUUUGAUUAUCAAAUAUUACGAACACGUCGAUAUUUCUAUCGUUUUAUGAAUUGUUCAUUACUAUUAAAACUUGCAUUAGUUGUUUUUAUCUUCAGUAUUAAUUUAUCGGCAUCGUUCGAUAUUAAUCAAUCUUAUCAAUAUAAAAAUAAGAGAAUACUGUUUGAAUUUCAAAAUUUUUAUACAAAUAUUCUUUGGCGUUAUUUAAAUUAUUUAUUUGAUGAAAAAGAAGCAAUACAAAUAAUGCAAAUAAUAGUUAUGCAAAUUUUACGUUAUCAACUAUUAAUGGUUACAAUGAUGAAUUCUGUACGACAAAGUUCAGAUUGUUAUCAAUUUCAUUCAUUAAUGCAAUCUAUACUUGGACUUACUUAA
This is a messenger RNA of Rotaria sp. Silwood2, 1272 nucleotides long. The record is from the annotation of a GenBank genome assembly. Lineage: Eukaryota; Metazoa; Rotifera; Eurotatoria; Philodinida; Philodinidae.